Exaiptasia diaphana is the source of this 843-nucleotide messenger RNA. RefSeq names its product late histone H2A.1-like. Gene Ontology annotation, cellular component: nucleosome. The record is from RefSeq and is a predicted model, not a curated record. The coding region runs from base 399 to 776 and encodes 125 amino acids. Gene Ontology annotation, molecular function: DNA binding; protein heterodimerization activity; structural constituent of chromatin. NCBI's taxonomy places the organism in Eukaryota, Metazoa, Cnidaria, Anthozoa, Actiniaria, Aiptasiidae. The transcript has a single exon.
UUUCUUCUUCGUGACCUCUUCUUCUUGUCACCAAGCGCGGCCUUCUUGCCGGCUUUCUUUUCACCUUUCUUUCCUCCAGCGGGUUUUGGCGGCAUUUUCUUGUUAGCUACUUUGUAGAUUAUCACAAUCAAAUGAUGGUGACUCUCAGGGAAAACUCGUACUUAUAUGUAAUUCUGAUAGGAUUAAUUAUUAUGCGGAUCACCAAUACACAAACAUGAUUGGUGGAAAUAACAUGCAAAUGAUCUUCAUUCAAACUAAAUGACCUUUGCUCAUCAGAUCUGGUUUUUGAUUGGUGGAUUUCGAUCCUAUUCAAUUCAAGCUCUCGGUAUAAAACCCUUGAGCAAACUUUUCUGUCAUUCUAUUUUGAACUAUCAUUCAAAAGAUAACUGCAAGUCAAAAUGUCUGGCCGUGGAAAAGGUAAAGCUAAGGGCACCAAGUCCAAGACUCGAUCAUCCCGUGCAGGGCUUCAGUUCCCAGUCGGUCGUAUCCAUCGUCAUCUCCGCAAAGGCAACUACGCUGCGAGAGUUGGUGCUGGUGCUCCAGUCUACUUGGCUGCUGUUCUCGAGUAUUUGAGCGCCGAAAUUCUCGAGUUGGCCGGCAACGCUGCCCGUGACAACAAGAAGACCAGAAUCAUCCCYCGUCACUUGCAGUUGGCUGUCAGAAAUGACGAGGAGUUGAACAAACUUCUUGGUGGUGUCACCAUUGCUCAAGGUGGUGUUCUUCCMAACAUCCARGCCGUCCUUUUACCUAAGAAGGCUGAGAAGAAAUCAUCUUAAGCAGUUUACUGCUAAACAAAACAACGGCUCUUUUAGGAGCCACCACAUGAAUCGAAAGAUCAUGACC